This is a messenger RNA of Phalacrocorax carbo (great cormorant), 1450 nucleotides long. The record is from RefSeq and is a predicted model, not a curated record. Lineage: Eukaryota; Metazoa; Chordata; Aves; Suliformes; Phalacrocoracidae.
GGACCCAGGCGUCCGGGCAGCCCCUCCCCCCCCCCCAGGGGACCCAGGCGUCCGGUGCUGCCCCCCCCCCCCCCGCCGCCCCCCCCCCAACCAUGGCGGAGGAGCUGGAUCCGAUGUUGGGGGGCGAGGGCUUCCUCGACCUCUGGAACAUGCUCCCUGACAGCAUCCAGUCCUUCACCGAGCACGUGCAGGAAUGGGAGCUGGACACCCUGGGCCCCCCCCUGGAGCCCCCCGGGGAGGUGCUGGUGCCCCCCCCCGCGGCGGAGCCCCCUCCCCCGGUGCCCCCCUCCCCCGUGGUCCCCUCCACCGAGGACUACGAGGGCGACCACAACUUCUGCCUCGGCUUCCGAGAGACCGGGACGGCCAAGUCCGUCACCUGCACCUACUCCCCGGAGCUGAACAAGCUGUUCUGCCGGCUGGCCAAGCCCUGCCCGGUGCAGGUGAGGGUGGGGGUCCCGCCGCCCCCCGGGACCCUCCUCCGCGCCGUCGCCGUCUACAAGAAAUCGGAGCACGUGGCCGAGGUGGUGCGACGCUGCCCCCACCACGAGAGGUGUGGGGGGCCCGGGGACGGCCUGGCCCCCGCCCAGCACCUGAUCCGGGUCGAGGGGAACCCCCAGGCCCGUUACCAUGACGACGAGACCACCAAGCGGCACAGCGUUGGCUGUGCCCUACGAGCCCCCCGAGGUGGGCUCCGACUGUACCACGGUGCUGUACAACUUCAUGUGCAACAGCUCGUGCAUGGGGGGCAUGAACAGGCGCCCGAUCCUGGCCAUCCUCACGCUGGAGGGGCCGGGGGGUCAGAUCUUGGGGCGCCGCUGCUUCGAGGUCCGCGUCUGCGCCUGCCCCGGCCGCGACCGCAAGACCGAGGAGGAGAACUUCCGCAAGAGGGGCGGGGCCAAGGGCGGGGCCAAGCGGGCCCUUCCACCCCUGGCUGAAGCCCCCGAGAGCUCAAGAAGCGGGUGCUGAACCCCGAUCCCGAGGUCUUCCAGCUGCAGGUGCGCGGGCGCCGUCGCUACGAGAUGCUGAAGGAGAUCAACGAGGCGCUGGAGGCGGCCGAGGCGAGGGCGACCCCCCCCCCCCGGCCGGCAAAGGGUCGCCGCCCACGGGGGGAGGGGCUGCUGCCGCGCGACGGGAAGAAGCUGCUGCUGAAGGGGGAGCCGGUGGAUUCCGACUGACCACGCCCACCCCGGGACACGCCCACCCCGCCCCCGGGACACGCCCACCCCAACCCCCACCCCGGCUUGGCUCCGCAUAGCCCCGCCCUGCUCGAUGCCGGGCCACACCUACCAACCCCUCCCCCCCACCCUAGAGCCCCGCCCCCAGUAUAACCACACCCACCCAGCCCUGACCACGCCCCUUCUUGCCCCUCCCCCAGCCCCGCCUCGCUGCUUGGCCACGCCCGGGCCUAUUUUUUAACUCUUUUUAUACAAUAAACGCUUUUUUUACCGCC